Sciurus carolinensis (gray squirrel) is the source of this 733-nucleotide messenger RNA. It is a transcript of the gene Cldn20, whose product is annotated as claudin 20. The record is from RefSeq and is a predicted model, not a curated record. Gene Ontology annotation, cellular component: plasma membrane; bicellular tight junction. Gene Ontology annotation, biological process: bicellular tight junction assembly; cell adhesion. NCBI's taxonomy places the organism in Eukaryota, Metazoa, Chordata, Mammalia, Rodentia, Sciuridae. The transcript has a single exon. Gene Ontology annotation, molecular function: structural molecule activity. Bases 74 to 733 code for a protein of 219 amino acids.
CCAGAGCACAAUUCCGACAGAGCACCAUCGUAACCAAGCAUCAGGAUCUCUAGGAGGAGACGGGAGGACCAUCAUGGCCUCGGCGGGACUCCAGCUCCUGGCUUUCAUCCUGGCCCUAUCUGGGGUCUCUGGCGUGCUCAUAGCCACUCUGCUGCCCAACUGGAAGGUGAAAGUGGAUGUGGGCGCCACCAUUGUGACGGCCAUUGUGCAUCUGCACGGGCUGUGGAUGGACUGCACGUGGUACAGCACAGGGAUGUUCAGCUGCACCCUGAAGCACUCCCUCCUGUCCCUCCCCUCCCAUGUGCAGGCUGCCAGGGCCACCAUGGUCCUGGCCUGUGUUCUGUCUGCCCUGGGGAUCUGCACCUCCACCAUAGGAAUGAAAUGUACUCGCUUAGGAGGGGACAGAGAGACCAAGAGCCAUGCUGCCCUUGCUGGAGGAGUCUGCUUCGUGUCUGCAGGGACCUCUGCUUUGAUACCAACGGUGUGGUACGCGAAGAACAUCAUCACUGACUUCCUGGAUCUGACGAUUCCGGAGAGCAACAAACCUGAACCUGGAGGGGCCAUCUACAUUGGCUUCAUUUCAGCAAUGCUGCUGUUUCUCUCUGGCAUCAUUUUCUGCACUUCCUGUCUAAGAAAGGACCCUGAAGCUCGGCCCCGCCCUCCCAGGCAGGAGCAGACCUUUCCCACACAGCGCCAGCACUACCCAGCGCACAGCCUGAAGGACUAUGUGUAG